Microplitis demolitor is the source of this 2640-nucleotide messenger RNA. Its product is annotated as protein unzipped. The record is from RefSeq and is a predicted model, not a curated record. The transcript has 5 exons. NCBI's taxonomy places the organism in Eukaryota, Metazoa, Arthropoda, Insecta, Hymenoptera, Braconidae. Bases 738 to 2219 code for a protein of 493 amino acids.
GUAUAUAUUUCUUUAGUUUUGCAUAUAAUACGUAUUUACACUUUCUCUCUUUCAUGGCUGUCCGCUGUAAAAAAUAAAAAAGUAAAUAGAGGACUCAGAGACCGGGUUUUAGGCCCAGCUCUUUCGUCACUCGGGUCUUGGUCUACGUCUUGGAUUGUGUCAUUGAGAAGACGCAGAACAGUACGGAGUAUUAUUACAUAUUAUUUAUGUAUAUAUAGACAUAUAUGUAUGAAUAUAUAACAACGUUACAGCUUACAGAGGAUCAUUGAGAGCUUUGAGUGAGAAAAGACGAUACCGGUCGGCUAGAUGACAAUGAUAAAGACGAAGAGGGAGAGUGGAUGCUAGCUAGUGCAGAGUAGGGAUUUGAGCUUGGUUCCAACUGAAGAAAGGGAAAGAUAACGGUCACCGACGAAUAGAACCGGCAGGAGUACACACCGAGAACUCUCUUCUCGCGUCAGUCGCGUUUGUUCGGCUUAUUCGCGCGCACACAUUUAAUACCGACUACUUGUUCUGCGUUUUUAAAUUUUUAUUUUAUUAUCAAUUAAACAAUAAACUCAGUGCCCGCGCACGGCUGCUUUAUCAAACUUGUUACCGGCAAAUGUGCAUGUGUGUCGUGGAUUUAAUUGGAGAUUUUAAUGCGGAAACUUUGUGGCUCGCUGAUUAAUUAUUUAAUUGAAUAACAAACAAUAAAAAGUAUUCAUUGCAAGUGGAAAUAUUUUGGAUAAAAAUAAGUUACGAUGCCAAGCACUUGUAAUCGGAGCGUCGUGCUCUUAUUAAUGCUGUCUGUCGUCACGUUUUCAAACGGUGACAACAGUGUCCACAUAUAUUCUAAACUACAGCAAUACGUAACAUCCAGUACACUUAAUUGGCUUCCGGUAAAUCAUUAUGACCCAUCAAAAGAGAUUGUUAUUGGUGGUUUUCAACGUGUACCAAACGUUGAAACAAAUGGUCAAGAUUCCAUGACCAAAGAACGAGCAUUGUAUGUAUGCCGAGUUUACCACGGUGGGAUAUGGGUAGCCGGUAGCCAGAUUGAAGGACAAAAUCGCUGCACCGUUACGUCAUUAGGAAAUUUUUACUCUUAUGAGCGAUAUGAGUUACUCGAGAAUGUCGAGAAUUCAGCGCGUCUCAGUUGGCUCCCUUGGGACAAGUUUCGUAAAAUUCCAGCGGGUGCUGUUGCCGCGGACACGAUGUUUGUAGCCCGACACCCGGUUUCCGCUGGUGAUGAGGAAGACGACGGAAAGAAUGAUGGUGUCUCGCCAAGUUACACCCACUACAUUGGCACGCUUGAUCCUAAGGAUAAACUUGGGACAAUCACCUACGUUAAAGCCAAUGGAGAAACGGGUUCAAAAAGUGAAGGCGAGGUUCUCGUUGAAACAGAGCCUCUAUACUACGAUCUGAGGUCCGUUAAACUGAGUCAUCGUCGUAAGCGUGUUAUUAAAAAUGAACCAAUGAUACUUGGCGAGGCAACAAUAACCAAUUCACGGGAUGAACCAGCAAAGCUAGCAGAGGCGUUCGGAUACUCGUACAAAUAUUUCAGUUACUGGGGACAGGGUCACGCAAUGAUCAAAGCACUAAAUACCUCGGUCACACUUGUCAAUGGUACAAAGCUAAUGGACGUUGCGUGGGGAAUGGAAGAUAAAUAUAAUCGUACUGAUAUAUAUACCGUUGAGAUUUAUCUCGAACCAGGAACAGCAGUUAACGUAACACUCAAGGCUAAUUAUAUGGAUAUGGAAGUUCCAUACACUGGAGAACUUAUUUCACAUUACGAAGACGGACAGCAGAGAUCGCGAGAUAUCAGCGGAAUGCGUAGAGAAGAAACAAUGCGUGAUAUAACACCAGAGUUUAGUCCCAUAUAUUUUAUAAGUAACUUUAGCAUCGUUCCUACGACCUUGGCCCCUCCUACGACACGUGGAACCACCGGGACAACCACCAGCUUGAAAUCGAGCAGCACAUUUACCAGUUCUAGUACUGGUUACAGCAAAAGCGGGGCUACGUCAGAUGAAACGACUCCUGAUAUGUCAAUUAAGGAGGAUGAAGAAGAUGAAAAUUUGAUAAUACCCCCGAGGAAAAGCGACCCGGGCAUGCAGAAUGACGACGGCGGACCUCUUUCACUGAAGAACAAGGAACCAGUCGCUGUUACGGGAUUUUCAAAUGUAUUAAAGUCAAGUAUUACGUUAUUACUAACGUCCAUGUUUGUUAGUUUGUACAGGAUCACGUGAAGUGUAUAUAUUUAUAUUUAUAUUUAUAUAUAAAUAUGAAUUUUUUGUUAUUAGACAACUAUUACAAUUGAUUUAGUUAUUAUAAGAUUUAAGGUCGUAGAAAAAAAAAAAAUUUCCGUUGGAAGAAAAAAAAAUGAGUAAGAAAAACAAGGGAAUGUAAAAUUAUUAAUAUUUAAUUGUUAUUCUCACAAUUUAUGUGUGAUAACGCUUUUAAAUACUCGAGAAAAAAAAAAGUUACCAAGUUACAAUGAAUAAUUAUUUAAAUGGCGCGGUUAUGAUGUUUAUUGUUUUUAGUUUUUUUAUUUUUAUUUCUUUUCUUUUGGAAUUAACACCGAGACUUAAACGCGUUAUUGACCACAAUUUAUAUGCUUGCCUUUGACAAAAAAAAAAAAAAAAAAAAAAAAAAAAUAAAAAAGAGAAA